AUGGUCCCUCCAGUUGCCGGCAAUGCUUUCUACGCAUUCGCCAAUUUCAGGGCACGGCCACUUGCCAAAGUUCGUACGGAUCUAGAAGCUGAGUGCGGUUGCGCGGCCGCUAUCAGAAACCUUCUCGAAGGUGAAAAUAGUGCGCAUGCCUCUGCCGUUGCUGUACUUCGUGAGACGCACAACGAGGCACUCAUCUCCCACUCGAGCAGUAUCGAAGCGCUCGAGGGGAUAUCCAAGCCCUCAGACGGCACGCCGACAAGGUUGCAGCAGGAAAGCGAGAUCCAGGGAACGAACCGAGCACUUGUCAACAUGGGGGGGGGGAGAGAACUUGAGAAUGCCCGGUUUUCGGAAAUGGAACGGCACACGUAUGAAAGCCUGAUCGCCGACUGUCAGAAGGCUUUAUUCGACAAAGGACACCGAGCACAGACGGGCAGAUCGACAAUCUCCAGUCCAACGGUUGAACCAUCGGUCCAAAGGCAGCUAGCAACAUCAACUGCCCUCACGGAUGCUAACGCCAAGGUUAUCGAACAUCAAGCACAUAUCGAUCACCUGAAGCAGCGAAUUAACCAGCUCGUACAGACGCUAACAGACGACUUGACCGGACAACAGCUCGAGAGACUCCGCACAAGGGUGCAAACUCGAGCGAAACGGAACCGCAACCACAUCAAAGACAAAAUCAGGUCCAGCCAAAGGAUCAAGGGUCUAGAGGAGGAUCCACGGAAGGCCGCAAUUGCUCCUCAGUAA
Molecule: messenger RNA, 744 nt
Organism: Paracoccidioides brasiliensis Pb18
Exons: 3
Coding region: 1-744 (247 amino acids)
Source: RefSeq, a predicted model, not a curated record